This is a messenger RNA of Didymosphaeria variabile, 1398 nucleotides long. RefSeq lists its product as uncharacterized. NCBI's taxonomy places the organism in Eukaryota, Fungi, Ascomycota, Dothideomycetes, Pleosporales, Didymosphaeriaceae. The record is from RefSeq and is a predicted model, not a curated record. Gene Ontology annotation, molecular function: aldehyde-lyase activity; zinc ion binding. The coding region runs from base 1 to 1398 and encodes 465 amino acids. Gene Ontology annotation, biological process: carbohydrate metabolic process. The transcript has 6 exons.
AUGACAGCACACCUUUCCGGAGAUACGUAUCCGCGAGAUAAUCGUACCUGGCAAAUCCUCCACGCAGCGCAAACAGGAGGCUACGCGGUCGGGGCAUACAAUUGUUACAACGAUGAUGGGAUCAUAGCGGUCAUCCGCGCAGCGGAACGUCAAAGAUCGCCAGCAAUUAUUCAGGUCUUUCCCUGGGCGCUCCAUUUCCAAGGUCCUGAGUUCAUCUCGUAUGCGAUUGCACGUGCGCACGCUGCAACUGUUCCUGUCGCCGUACAUCUGGACCACUGCAUUGAGCAUGCUGAUGUAGAACUUGCGUUAAAGAUUCCUGAUCUGGAUUCGUUGAUGGUCGACGCGUCAACAUCCGACCCUGAGGCUAAUAUGCAGUACUGCGCGGAGAUUGCCCGGCGAGCGAAAGAGAAUGGCAUGACCGUUGAAGCGGAGAUGGGCCGGAUCAACGGCGGGGAAGAUGGUCUCAAGACUGUCGAUAUGGAGGUUCUGUAUACACACCCGGACUUUGCACGUGAGUUUGUGGAGAAGACAGGAGUUCAAUUCCUUGCGCCAUCUUUCGGCAACGUCCACGGUCCGUAUCCUGAAGGAGGUGCCGAAAAGUAUUGGCAGUUGGACCGAUUAGAAGCCAUUGGCCAAGCGUUGGGACCGGCCACACCCCUUGUGCUCCAUGGAACGCAUCCAGUUUCUGAUGAGCUGUUCCGCAAGGCCAUGGACAGGGGUGUUGCAAAAAUCAAUUUGAACCGUAACGUGAGGGACGAUUACACCGAUUUUGUGGGACAGCAAUACUCGCGGCACGAGCUCACUGUUCUGAAAGAAAAGGCUGUCGAAGUCGCAGAUGGUCUUGUCAAGCUUGGCCUUCCCUACGGCGGUUACUUGGAUGGUCUCACAAUGUACUCGCCGCAGUACCAAUCUGGCGAUACAAAGAUUGUAGGCCUUGUGUACACAGUGAAAUUCGUACCAAUAUCGGAUACAAACGCGCCAAAGCCUAAUGGAAAUUAUAUCGACAGUAUCCCGAAAGCGGCAGUCGUGUUUAUCUCGCAACCGGCUCCGCACAUUAACGCUGUAUAUGGCGGUCUCAUGUCAAUGCGAGCACGGUUCCUUGACGCUGCAGGUGUGGUCUUCGCCAAAGGCGUCGCCACUACAGCCGGAGGCUCAGUGUGUCGGCCUUCCCAGACAGAUGUACGAGUGCAGCUCAAUUCCGAUGCUUAUGAGGCCUGGAUAGAACCUGGUGAUUACAUUGUUGCUGAUUUGGAUGGUGUUGUCUGUGUACCUGCCAAUCUGGCAGAGAAGGUACUUGAAGUUAUCGAGCCGAUCGUGAAGGCUGACGAGAAGUGUGCUGCUGGCAUAAAGGAAGGACGUACGGUUCAAGAUGUCUUUAAAGAGUACCGGGGUCGAUGA